Zygotorulaspora mrakii is the source of this 753-nucleotide messenger RNA. RefSeq names its product Ber1p (gene BER1). Gene Ontology annotation, biological process: microtubule-based process. The record is from RefSeq and is a predicted model, not a curated record. The coding region runs from base 1 to 753 and encodes 250 amino acids. The transcript has a single exon. Lineage: Eukaryota; Fungi; Ascomycota; Saccharomycetes; Saccharomycetales; Saccharomycetaceae. Gene Ontology annotation, cellular component: cytoplasm; nucleus.
AUGACAAGCACGUAUGGCUCCAGAACCUUUGAUGAAAAGCUGGCCGUAUGUAGGGAGAAUGUGAAGAACUCCAUAAUGUUUAAAGAGUUGAGCGAAAAACUACAAACAUAUUUGAAAGAUGUGGAAAAAAUAAGAUGUCUAGCUAUUGGUAGCUUCAAUGGAGAUCACCAGGCAAGGUAUCAACUAGCAUUGCUUCUGGAGAUAAUUGACCUCGUUUCUUGCGACAAAUCUGCCGUAUCAAUUUAUGAUCCUGUUUUUAAUGACGAAGACAUAAAGUUUAUCCAAGAUGAGGGUUGGUCGCUUGAAGAAAAUAUAAGUGUGGCCAAAGACUACUGCCAGGAUACUUUAUUCUUCCUGCCACAUGCCCCAUUGGACUUGACAGAAAAAAUACUGGCGGACGAGAAACCUAAAUUCUGGUUGGCAAAUCAUAUAGUCAUUCACACCGAUCGAUAUACAAAGGUCCAAUUGCACGAUGCAUAUCCGAUGAUAAGUAAACUCGUUCAUGUUUGUGAACAGAAUCAAACGACACAAUCAACAGCCUCUGAUGAGCAGGAAUUUACUACCUUCGUGCCGAAAAGGAAGAGAAGGUAUAACAAUAAAUACAAGUACAAAGAGCCAGAAAUUGAAUAUAGCUCUAUAAAAACCUACUUUAAGGAAUGCAUUGUGGUAACAGAUUUCAAUAAAGGAGCACUGCUCAGGAAACAACCGUGGGUUAAUUCUUUUUCUGAUCUAGCAUUUCAGUUAAUUCUGUGA